Thunnus maccoyii (southern bluefin tuna) is the source of this 1056-nucleotide messenger RNA. RefSeq names its product high-affinity choline transporter 1-like. The transcript has 8 exons. Gene Ontology annotation, cellular component: plasma membrane. Lineage: Eukaryota; Metazoa; Chordata; Actinopteri; Scombriformes; Scombridae. The record is from RefSeq and is a predicted model, not a curated record. The coding region runs from base 1 to 1056 and encodes 351 amino acids. Gene Ontology annotation, biological process: transmembrane transport; acetylcholine biosynthetic process; choline transport. Gene Ontology annotation, molecular function: choline:sodium symporter activity.
AUGGCUGUAAACAUCCCAGGAGUGGUAGCGAUGGUGUUUUUCUACCUGCUGGUCCUUGGAACUGGCAUCUGGGCUUCCUUCAAGUCCAAAAAGGAACAGAAAAAGAGUGCAGCUACCAGAAUGGACAUGGUCCUGCUGGGAAACCGAAGCCUUAACCUAGUGGUGGGGAUCUUUACAAUGUCAGCUACGUGUAUUGGUGGAGGCUUCAUUGUCGGCACAAGCGAGAUGGUGUACACACCGUCUUUGGGACUAAUCUGGGCCAUCAUCAUGUUUUCUGCAUAUGCAGUGUCUUACAUUUUUGGUGGCCUUGUAUUCGCCAAGCCUAUGAGAGACCGAAAAUAUGUGACCAUGUUGGACCCUUUUCAGAUCAAGUAUGGAAACGCAGUCACAGCCGUUCAGUCCCUGGCUUCACUUAUAGUUGAUAUUACCUGGGUUCCUUCAACACUGAUGGGUUUAGGUGCAACUAUGAGUGUGAUUUUGGAUUUGUCCUAUAAUGUGUGCAUCUGGAUCUCUGCUGCUGUGGUCAUCAUUUACACACUGCUGGGGGGUCUCUACUCUGUGGCCUACACAGAUAUUAUACAGCUCAUCCUCAUAUUCAUCAGCUUGUGGAUCUGUGUCCCCUUUCUCCUGACGAACCCCUACUCAUUAGACAUCACUCAGACGGCCCUAAACAACACCCUACACGCUCCCUGGUUUGGUCAACUGGAAGCAAACAUGGCCUGGAGGGCGAUCGAUUAUUUCUUAUUUUUGGGAGGCGGGAACCUGGGAUAUCAGGCCUACCACCAGAGAACCUUGUCGGCUUCUUCCUCAGCCACCGCUCAGAUCACAUCUUUUGCAGCUGCUUUCUGUAUGUUUGUAUUUGGGACUCCAUCUAUACUGAUCGGGGCAGUGGCAGCAUCCACAGUCAGUGAUGGCCUGGUCUGUUACGCCAUGCUGUGCAACUUGAGCCUUGCACCUCAGGACUGCGGUUUCUGCUGUGAGUGUAAGGGCCUCCUCUGGAGGCGCUUUGGUGCCCGGAGGAGGGGCUUUAUGAAGAUGGACACCAAUGGGCGGUGA